AUGCCACACCUGCCACGCUCUUCCCCGCUUUUCUUCCGAGCUUUUCUUGCGUCGACUUUUUUAUUUCUGGACAUCACGACACACCAACUGUCAUUGACUCUUUCUCAUAUAUAUUCUAAUAGAGCGUACAAGACCAGGACAAUGUCCGCCCCGAAAAGUUACCACACUCAAGCCACCGGCGCAGCGGCUGAGACGGUAGCGAAUCACUCCAAAGAAUCGGAUUUGAAGUUGUACGGGAGUUGCUUCUGCCCUUUCGUGCAGCGUGUCUGGAUUGCCCUGGAGCUCAAAGGCCUUCCUUACCAGUAUAUUGAGGUUGACCCAUAUAAAAAGCCUCAAUCAUUGCUCGAUGUGAACCCAAGGGGCCUGGUUCCAGCAUUGCGGCAUGGUGAAUGGGGGUCGUAUGAGAGCUCUGUGUUGCUCGAAUAUCUUGAGGAUUUAGAGGUUGGCCCUCCUCUCCUUCCUCCGGGUGAUGCGAAGCUGAGAGCGCACUGUCGGCUGUGGACUGACUUUGUCAACCGUCACAUUGUCCCUAGCUUCUAUCGCGUGCUCCAAGAGCAAGAUCAGCAGAAGCAGAUUGAACAUGCACAUGAACUCCAUAGCUCAUUCAACACGUUAAUAGAAGUCGCCGACCCCGAAGGACCGUUCUUUCUUGGACCGGAUCUCUCUUUUGUGGAUGUCCAAGUUGCGCCCUGGAUAAUCCGCUUGAACCGCGUUUUGAAACCAUACCGUGGUUGGCCGGACCCGGAACCAGGAACUCGAUGGAGCGCUUGGGUGAACGCUAUCGAGGCCAAUGAUAGCGUCAAGGCGACGACGAGCUUGCCGGAUCUUUAUCUUGACAGCUAUGAGCGCUAUGCCGGUGAGUGUCCUUAG
This is a messenger RNA of Aspergillus nidulans FGSC A4, 870 nucleotides long. RefSeq names its product glutathione S-transferase family protein. The record is from RefSeq and is a predicted model, not a curated record. The transcript has 4 exons. Bases 1 to 870 code for a protein of 289 amino acids. NCBI's taxonomy places the organism in Eukaryota, Fungi, Ascomycota, Eurotiomycetes, Eurotiales, Aspergillaceae.